This is a messenger RNA of Serendipita indica DSM 11827, 528 nucleotides long. The record is from the annotation of a GenBank genome assembly. NCBI's taxonomy places the organism in Eukaryota, Fungi, Basidiomycota, Agaricomycetes, Sebacinales, Serendipitaceae.
AUGUUCUCUCGAGACCUCGUCGUCAACGAGGACGGCAUCGCAGUGUCUGCAGAUCAGGCGAGACGGCCAAGGAAGAAGAAAGUGGAAGAGAGCAGUGAAGAGGAGGAAGAGGAGGAAGAAGAGGAAGAGGAGAGCGGGGAAGAGGAAAGUGAAGAGGAAGUUGUCGCUGGAUCGUCUAGCAGUCCAGUGGAACUGUCUCGUGCAGAAAGAAAGGCACAGAAGAAGGCAAAGAAACAGCAAGAGACUGUUGAUGAAGAGGACAAAGAUCUCGUCAAUCCCAACCGCCUUCCAGUAAAGAAUCUCAAGAUAUCCGAUGUCGGUGCUCCAAGAGAGCUUUCUCGGCGCGAGAGGGAGGCAAAGGAGGCUGCAGAAGCAAAGGAGAGGUACUGGAAGCUCCAUCAAGCAGGCAAGACGGACCAAGCAAAGGCUGAUAUGGCCCGUCUGAGAAAGAUUCGAGAGGAGCGAGAGGCGGCGGCAGCUGCACGCAAGGCAGAGGCCGAGGCCGCCAAUGAGCCCAAAGAGCGGUAA